AUGACAAAGGGCAGGACGCCCAAGGAAUUUAUUCCUGACUACGCUGCGAGCAACGUCGGUGCUGAUUUUGAACUCUGGCUCGAGGACAUAAAUGAUUUCCUUUCAAUCAGUGAAGUGACGGCAGCAGCUGACAAGAAACGCUUGUUCUUGAAUCUGGCUGGAUUAGCAGUGAGGCGCAUUGUGAAAGGUCUGGUUGUCACGGUGGAGCAGACACAAGAUGGCUCACCUGGAGAUGAGUACCAAGCCUUGACGGACGCAUUGUUGGCACACUUUCGACCGUCAACAAAUGUCACGUCUGAACGUCACAAAUUCCGCCAACUCCGCCAAAUGGAGGGCGAGUCGGUGACUUCGUUCGUUGGGCGGCUGAGAGAAAAGGCAGAUGUUUGCGAAUUCAGCUCCACUUCUGUGGAUACCGUUGUCAACUGCCAAAUUCGAGACCAGCUGAUCGUGGGCCUGCGUUCUGUUGAGCUUCGAAAGGAGCUGCUGAAACAGUCGAAGCUGACCCUGAACGACGCCGUCACCAAGUCAGUGGCGUUGGAAGCGUCGAUUACUGACAGUAAACUGUACGAUAGUACCAGAGCUAGUGACGCACCGCCUGUGUUCCCCGUGCCCAUCCAGCGUGUGCAAGCUGUCUCUGCAGCUGGUUCUGGAUCAGAGGGAAAGAAGUGCAAAUACUGCGGACGUAGUCACAAACCAGGCAUGCGUAACUGUCCUGCGGCCAACGUCACCUGCAACAAGUGUGGCAAGCGAGGGCAUUUUGCAGCGGUCUGCAUGUCAAACAAAGUGGAAAGACACGAAGAAAGAGCCCGGCCAGUAGAGGAUGAGCCUGAUGAGUAUGAGCAUGCAAGUCGCAUGUACGACUCCGCUUUCGCCGUCAGUAGCUCGGCCCUCGCAGGCGACAAGACAUUCCAGACUACACUCAAAGUCAAUGGUGAGCUGUGCACUGGACUGUUAGACACAGGUGCAACUCGGACGAUCCUCACUGAUGAUGUGAUCAAGCCCACGCGCAAGAGUGACCGCUUGCUGAAAGCGUACAAUGGCGGUGUCGUAGAGACUUUAGGCAUGGCCGACGUCCACAUUUCACAUGGUGGCAAGAACGAUGUCAUCAAGGAGCUGAACCUCCUGUCACAAGCAAACGUGGUGAACGUGUCACCCAUCGAAAUCUCUCUGGAAGACGGUUCAAAGCCUCUAGCCCAGCCACCACGACGCCCAGCUUUCAGUAUCCGGGCUGACAUCGAGACCGAGCUGAAACGGCUGACCAAGUUGGAUAUCAUUGAACCCGUCAAGGAAGCCACGCCGUGGGUGUCACCACUUGUUCCAGUCCGCAAACCGAAUGGAGCAUUGCGACUAUGCGUGGACUACAGAGAACUGAAUAAGAGAGUUACACGUGAGCGCAACGUUCUUCCAACCGUUGACGAGAUCACAACUCAGCUUGAUGGCGCAGGGGUCUUCUCAGUUCUGGAUGCGGAAUCUGGAUUCCAUCAGCUACUCUUGUCAGAAGAAGCAAGGCCUCUAACGACUUUCUCAUCGCACUGUGGCCUGUUCCGUUUCAAGCGUUUACCUUUCGGUAUUGCAUGUGCGCCUGAGAUUUUCCAGCGAGUGGUGUCCGACAUACUGGAAGGCCUGCCAGGAGUCAUCGUCUACAUCGACGACAUCCUAGUGUUUGGCUCCAAUCAAGCAGAACACGAUGCACGGCUAGAAGCAGUCAAGCAGCGACUGCGAGCAGCUAACCUCCAACUCAACUGGACCAAGUGCCGACUGAACCAGGACCGUGUGAAGUAUCUGGGACAUUGGCUAAGUGCGACCGGCUUGUCCCCAGAUGAUGACAAGUUACAAGCCAUCCAGGAGCUGGCCCCUCCGAAAUCUAUCUCUGGUGUGCGACGGUUCCUGGGGAUGGCUACGUACCUUGGAAAGUUCAUUCCGAACUUGGCCCAGAUCACGGCUUCUCUGCGCAGGCUAGCAAAGCGUGAUCCCUUCAGUGUGGAUGAUGAAGUCCUGCAGGCAUUCACCUCAGCAAAGGCUGGUAUAGCGUCAGCUUUGCAAGCGUUGGCAUUCUUUCAACCAGCAUUGGACGUCCCUACUGCUAUCAGCUGUGAUGCAUCGCCAGACGGUUUGGGAGCAGUCCUGUGGCAGAAGAAUACCAGUGGCUGUUGGGUACCAGUGACAUGUGCCAGCCGCUCUCUAUCAGAUGUUGAGUCACGCUAUUCUCAGCUGGAACGAGAGAUGCUGGGAGUGGUAUUCGGCCUGACUCGCUGUCGGCAGUAUGUACUAGGCCGAGAAGUGCAAGCGUUUACGGAUCACAAGCCGCUUAUUUCUAUCGUCCAGAAGCCGUUCGACGAAGUGCCACCGAGGCUUCAGAGAUGGCUGGUCGCAUUGAUGCCCUAUCGCUACAGCUUGGUGUUCGUCCCUGGUCAGCAGAUGGUUUGUGCUGACACCCUCUCUCGAGCUCCUCUACCUGAUCGCACAGCUUCACCUGCAGAGGCACGUUCAAUGGCGGAAUUCGUUAGUCUCAUUCUCGAGGCUUGUCCGGUUCGUUCCAAGGAUAUUCGCCAGGCCACGGACUCUGAUCCGACACUGAGCAGCGUCCGACAAAGAGUGGGCACAUCAGUUUGGUCAGGGUGCAUCCAAACCGAAGAGCCUUACUUCCUGCUACGCCAUCAGCUGACAGUCAUUGACGGAAUUGUCAUGCUAGACAAUCGCUACGUCAUUCCAGAAGAGCUCCGCCCAGCGGUGCUGCGACUAGCACAUGAAGCGCAACAGCUCCUCCCUACAGAGAUAGAAGGUGUCUGGCAGAAACUGGCCAUUGAUCUUGUUACCAUUGAGGGAGCCACGUUCCUGUCUGCUAUUGAUUAUGGUUCCCGCUGGCCAGAGCUUCUACCACUGUCCAAUACUACGACAACGGGUGUGAUCGACAAGCUGAUGGAGUUGUUCGCACGGUUUGGUCUGCCUUCAACACUCGUCUCGGUUUGGGGCCCACAGUUUGCAUCCACUGAGAUGUCCAAGUUUCUCGCUCAGUUGGGUGUUGAGCAUUGCAAGUCUAGCCCCCGGUAUGCCCGCUCUAACGGUAUGGUGGAGCGACUACAUCGUCUGGUGAAAGAACGAGUUGCCAGUCUGAGACCUCAUCUACCGCUACACCGCCGCAUCACUCAAGUCUUGUUCGACAUUCGCAAUUCGCGGCACCGGAUGCUAGGUACAUCGCCGAGCGAAGCGUUGUUCAGCAGAGUCAUUCGGACACGGGUUCCAGCAUCCAUCACCCCACAGAUCGUCAACCCAUCUGAGCAGAUCAAGGCGAAAGCAGCAAUGGUUGAAGGUCAUGACUCGCGCCGAGGUGUCCGCAAGUUACCCCAUUUGCCAUCAGGUACGCGGGUAGUGCUCCAUGAUGGGUAUAGCGACCCUCGAAAAGAAUGGAAGGUAGUAGAGCAGUAUGGUCGUCAGGUUGGGGUCACUGAUGGGUCACGCAUACUGCUCCGGAACCGUCAGCAUGUCACCGAGUUUGUAGCACCAGCAGCAGCAGCAGCGGAGAAAGCACCCAUGAGUGAACCUCCGGCACAGUCAGAGAGGGAGCAUGUGCCAGAGCCAGUGUGUGCUCCAGCACUGCCAGUGUCCGACCCAACAAGCCUUCCGUCAGCGAGCAGCGCAACAUCCAGGCCCGAAGCUCCGGUAACUGCGCUCACAUUGCCGUUGUCUCCUGCAGCUUCACCGGAGACGACAGCACCACCUGCAACACCGGCCUGUAUGUCACUGUCACCGCCAACAUCUCGUCCAAGUGUAUUCCGCGAGGGCGUACAGACCAGAGCUGGCCGUCAGAUCAAGCUUACAGAGAAAGCACGUGAAGCUGACAUCUGA
Sycon ciliatum is the source of this 3846-nucleotide messenger RNA. RefSeq lists its product as uncharacterized. Bases 1 to 3846 code for a protein of 1281 amino acids. Lineage: Eukaryota; Metazoa; Porifera; Calcarea; Leucosolenida; Sycettidae. The transcript is spliced from 3 exons. Gene Ontology annotation, biological process: DNA integration; regulation of DNA-templated transcription; proteolysis. Gene Ontology annotation, molecular function: sequence-specific DNA binding; aspartic-type endopeptidase activity; zinc ion binding. The record is from RefSeq and is a predicted model, not a curated record.